GUGACACUAAACGGACAUUUUUCUUCUGCUGCGUCGUGACUUGUCUUGAUAUAACGAACACGAGUACAAGUCGACAGAAGCAACAUGGAGUACUUCCAAAUCGCCUGCGGCAUCGCGGCCGUAGUUCUGGCGAUUUAUUACUACUACAAAUCGAUCUAUAACACCUGGAAAAGUCGUGGGAUACCUGGACCGAAACCUACGUUCUUGCUUGGCAAUUUCGUCAACAUAGUGAUUAGGAAACAGUCGAUGAGCGAUAAAGUGAGAGAAUGGUACGACGAGUUCAAGCAUGAGCCAGUUUUUGGGAUAUUCCAGGGUACAUCGCCAGCUCUGGUGAUUAACGACCUGGAUAUGGUCAAGGAUGUCCUCAUCAGAGACUUCUCUUCCUUCGUGAACAGAGGAUUUCGCACUUUUCCGAAGGUGGAACCAAUGGCGCAGAACCUCUUCACGUUGGAGUCUGAAAAAUGGCGUACUAUGAGAACUAAGCUCUCGCCCAUAUUCACGUCCGGGAAGCUGAAAGAAAUGUUCAGUCUGAUAGUCGAAUGCGCAGAAAAUUUCGACAAACACUUGGCCAAAACUGUGGGAAACGGAGAGCCAGUGGAAUUUCACGAUUUGGCCGCAAAGUUCACGACGGACGUGAUCGGAAGCUGCGCUUUUGGUAUCAAUAUGAACGCCCUGAAGGACGAGAACAGCGAGUUUCGUCAAAUGGGUAGGAAGAUAUCCGCGCCUAGUGUGAAACGGACGCUCAAAGAGAGUUGUAAAGAAUUUACCCCGUGGCUGUAUGAACGAAUAGGUCAUUUACUUGAACCGAAGGAAAUGAACGACUUCUUUACAAAUAUAAUUACCGGCUCCAUGAAAUACAGAAGAGAGAAUAACGUGAUUAGACCAGACUUCGUGCACUUGCUGAUGGAAUUGCAGGAUCACCCGGAUAAGCUAAACAAUAUUGAACUAACAGAUUCGUUGCUCACUGCACAGGCGUUAGUAUUCUUCGUUGCUGGUUUUGAAACCUCUUCAUCGACCAUUGCUCAUGCUCUUUACGAACUAGCUCAACACCAGGAUAUCCAAGACAAAUUACGGGAAGAGAUCAAAGAAGUUACCAAGGAAAAUAUUGAAAAUUUGACGUACAAUGAUAUGAAAGAGAUGAAAUACUUGGACAUGGUGUUUAAAGAAACGUUAAGGAAGUAUCCUUUACUGCCGAUGUUACCAAGGCAGGCAGUGGAAAAUUACACGUUCAGAGGCACAAAGCUUACUAUACCAAAAGGGACAAAUGUGUGGAUACCUGUGAUCGGAAUUCAAAGAGAUCCGAAUAUUUAUCCGGAACCGGAAGUGUUCGACCCUGAAAGAUUCACCGAGGAAGCUGUUGCUGCUAGACACCCUAUGAGUUAUUUGCCAUUCGGUGAUGGGCCCAGGAACUGCAUUGGUGCCCGUUUUGCACACUAUCAAACCAAGAUUGGUAUCAUAACUGUUAUCAGCAAUUACAAAGUCGUUGUUUGCGAGAAAACCAGGAUCCCGUUCGAAAGCAAUAGUAAUACUUUCUUGUUGAGAUCCAAGGAUGGUGUGAACUUAAAGAUAGAAAGAGUAUAA
Eufriesea mexicana is the source of this 1581-nucleotide messenger RNA. Its product is annotated as probable cytochrome P450 6a14. The record is from RefSeq and is a predicted model, not a curated record. Gene Ontology annotation, molecular function: heme binding; monooxygenase activity; iron ion binding. NCBI's taxonomy places the organism in Eukaryota, Metazoa, Arthropoda, Insecta, Hymenoptera, Apidae. The transcript has 6 exons. The coding region runs from base 85 to 1581 and encodes 498 amino acids.